Messenger RNA from Fonsecaea pedrosoi CBS 271.37, 1413 nucleotides. RefSeq lists its product as uncharacterized. Lineage: Eukaryota; Fungi; Ascomycota; Eurotiomycetes; Chaetothyriales; Herpotrichiellaceae. The transcript is spliced from 3 exons. Bases 1 to 1413 code for a protein of 470 amino acids. The record is from RefSeq and is a predicted model, not a curated record.
AUGCCUUCUAAAAGAAAGCGUGCAGCAAAGGCCGCAGCUGUCGUACCCAAGGCCCCCCCGACCGAAUCCGUUGUCCCCUCGACAGCUGAUACGGCUGAUCCCUCCGCUGCCGAUCUUUCCAAUGCCUUGGCCGACUUUAUGAAAUCGGGAGCAAACAUUGCCGCCACUUGCGGCGGGUCCAUUCCUCUGUCUGAUUUCGCCGCUUUGGUCUCACGGAUCGAACGAAAGCCUGCGAGCCAGGCCGAUGACACAGAAAAAGGGCCGAAGAAAAAGGGCAAGAGGGGGAGCAUGUCUACCCUGACGACGACAACGACCACAAGAAUGGACCCCAGUCCCAUCGUAAUCGACUGGGAAGACCAUAGCCGCUGGACGAACAGGGUGAUGUUCCCGAUCCCGGACCGCGAGAUGGACAGCACGAUGACAAUCGGGGACUUUUUGGAGCACUGUGACCCCAUCGUGCUUGGAAUGCCAGGCGAUGAUGGGUACGGCGAAGGUGCGGAUGACGCCUGGACCAUGGACGCUCUCCGCGUUACGACCAACCUAUGUCCGUACUCGAUGGGAAUCGUGGAUCGGGUUGAGCAUCUCUUGCUGCCCAAUGCCCGCCACAUGGGGCCCAAUGGCAUCAAGGACGGAGGCUUUGUCAGGGCCGAGCUACACAACAUCAACGUGUACGUCGGACACCCGGGCUCCUCCAAGAUCCGAAUCGAAAUUCCCGGCGCGGAGAACCAGUUCGGGUCGCUGGUUCUAUUCCUGCCGAGCGAGUACGAGGGCGGUCAGCUCACCGUGAACCACGCCGGUUCUUCCACAAAGUACGACUGUGACAAGACAAGAAAUUCUCAGGCCCUGCACUGGGCAGCCUUUCUCAGCGACUGCGAACACGAGAUCUCCGGGGUCACCAACGGCCACUGCGUGAUCGUGACUUACAAUCUGUACCACCAUCAACGAAUUGCAUUCGUUCCCGGCGGUGAAAAAGACCCUCUUCAAGGACUGGGCCUCAAGCCGGCGCCGGUGGACUUUACAAGCCUUGCGCCGUACAACAUUCUACAAGACCUUCUCAGAAACCCGAAGUGGAUGCCAAACGGCGGGACGCUGGGCAUCCACUGCGCUCACGCGUACCCAAUUGGGGUCUCGAACCUCGCGGACAGCGGCGAGGCUCAAAGCCAGCUCAUCAGCGACUGGCCCGCCGGUUUUGGCAUUGCUUCUCUCAGGGGCACCGACGCGUCAAUGCACGCCGUCCUCGGUAAACUGGGUCUGCAUGCGGAGGUGGGUCUGAAAGAACCGGCCGCGGGACUCAGUCCCGAUAUCGAGUGGGUCAACGGACCGAUAGUCAAGCACUGGGCCCCCAAAGGCGUCGUAAGUCCUUGCCUGCAAUCCCCCCCCCCUCCACAGAGGAGAGCUACGUUCAGGUUGUGA